AUGGAAAAUCUGCACCCGAGACCGUCGCUGAUUUUGUACGACCCCCUGCUGCUGCCCAAGGGCCUCGUUGUUGCCCAGCAGUUGCAGAUACCAUCAGUUAGCCUGCUGACUUUCACCGGCCCUGGUGUGGUGAGCUCUCAAGCAUCUUUAGAGAUGAAUCCAGUGGUCCAAAGAUCAGCGCAAGAAAUCAAGCAGGUGUACGGCAUCGACAUCUUUGCGCAUGGCACCAUCGGCGAGUUCUAUUCGAUGGACAGAAACACGGUCGCGACGGUCGAGCGCUUGUUUGCGCCUCCCUCCUCAAGCUUCCAAAAGGAGCGACUCGCGAAGGUGCCCUUUCGAUGUGUCGGGCCCAUGAUCGCCUCGGAGGAAUCGAGGAUUUCACAUGCCUGGGCUUCGGCAGAGCAGCUGGACAAGAAGCUGCCCUGGAAGACCAUCGAUGAGGCCAGGCAGCGGUCGAAAAAAGUCAUCUACGUUUCAAUGGGGAGCGUGGCAACCUCGUCAUUCUGGGCACGGAAGUUUGGCCCCACGGCCGAAAGCAAUGGCUUGCAGGCUUUCAGUGGCAAGGAGUUUGUCCAGUUCGUCCUCAAGGUGGCAUUCGAGGCCUUCGGGCAGGAAGAGGAUAUCUUAGUUGUCGCAGCCGUUGGACCCCAGGUCGAUGCGCUCGAGGGUCUCCCUCCCGCUCCUGAGAACUUCAUUCUCCAAGAAGUUGUACCGCAGCUGCAGGUGCUUCAAAAGUGCGAUGUCUUCAUUACACAUGGGGGAGCCAACAGCCUCCACGAGGCGAUUGCUUUGGCCGUGCCGUUAGUGAUCGUGCCAAUGUUCCACGACCAGCCUUUCAAUGCCGAUGCUUUGGUGGACACUGGUGCGGCCGCGUCCUUCAAAUUCCCCAGUGAAACUUUGUCGCCAACAGCUCUCCGGUCGGCUGUUCGGCAGAUGCUUGAGCCUGAGAACUCCUUCCGGCUUGCAGCUGGGGAGCUGAGCCAUCAGAUGGCUCGGAGUGGUGGGGUCGCAAGAGCAGUGGACUUCAUCUUGUUUGGAGAUGCGCCCUGA
Molecule: messenger RNA, 1050 nt
Organism: Symbiodinium necroappetens
Lineage: Eukaryota; Dinophyceae; Suessiales; Symbiodiniaceae
Source: the annotation of a GenBank genome assembly